Molecule: messenger RNA, 1182 nt
Organism: Suillus paluster
Lineage: Eukaryota; Fungi; Basidiomycota; Agaricomycetes; Boletales; Suillaceae
Exons: 7
Coding region: 1-1020 (339 amino acids)
Cellular component (GO): cytosol
Molecular function (GO): glyoxylate reductase (NADPH) activity; NAD binding; hydroxypyruvate reductase [NAD(P)H] activity
Source: RefSeq, a predicted model, not a curated record
AUGUCUGUCGCAUCUCAUCUCCACAGUGAACGAUUCAAAGUUGUUGUAUGUCGCAACCUCGGACCUGAUUUGGUUAUCUGGCCGGAAGACAGAGCCUGUGAGCGGUCAUGGUUGAUGGAGAAUAUACCUGGUGCGACCGGGGUGAUUGUGAUGCUCACGGAUAAGGUGCGGUCACUGUCUGGACCUUCUUUGAAGGUAGUAUCCACCAUGUCCGUUGGGUAUGAACACAUUGACCUCAAAGCAGUAGCGCAACGUGGUCUGAAAGUGGGAUAUACUCCCGACGUCCUGACAGAUGCAGUUGCUGAUCUGUCGGUCAUGCUCGCUCUCAUGGCUGGCCGCAAUGGCGGCGUCGGCGUGGAUCUUGUGCAAAAGGGACAGUGGCCCAAUUUCUCGUGGGCCCCUUUUAGCCUAUGCGGACCUCAACUCAGUACCACAGCCGCGUCCCCCACAAGGAAAAUCGGGUUCCUAGGCUUUGGACGCAUCGCACAAGUAACGCUCGCUCGUUUAGUUCCCUUUGGCAUCACGCACUGUUUAUAUUCCUCAAACCCAUCCUCACCUCCAAACCACGCUCGGGAUGCUGCGCUCGCAAAACAACACAACCUCCAAGCUGUCUCAAAGGUCGACAUCGAUGAACUUUCGCGGGAGAGCGACGUUCUCUUUAUACUUGCUCCUGGAGGAAGCGACACGUAUCACGUCGUGGACGAGAGGCUACUUAGGAAGAUGAAAAGGACGAGUAUCCUUGUGAAUGCGAGUCGCGGGACGUUGGUCGAUUCAGACGCUCUGGCGAAGGCUUUGAGAGAAGGAUGGAUAUGGGGUGCUGGGCUGGAUGUUGUUGAAGGAGAACCUAAUGUCGCCAUUGAUCAUCCUCUUGUCAAAGAGCCGAGAUGUGUAAUAGUGCCUCAUGUCGCAAGUGCUACGCUAGAAACUCGACGAGAAAUGGCAACUCGUGCGGCACAGAAUCUGAUUGCGGCGAUACUGGGAGGGGAGAUGCCUGCUCAGGUGAAUAUGGCCAAUGUAUAGUAAUAGUCGGUUGCAAGCUGGUCAAAUUAUUGUUAUCCACUUUUCAUCGGUGUCUACAAAUGAUUCAGGGGAUUUUGCCCACGCGAAGUCAUCCUAUGUGACUUGGAGAUGUAUCCUACAGUACGAUAGAAUCGCAAUGUGUGCUGUGUUCUGGACUUUAAA